Molecule: messenger RNA, 1386 nt
Organism: Puccinia triticina
Lineage: Eukaryota; Fungi; Basidiomycota; Pucciniomycetes; Pucciniales; Pucciniaceae
Exons: 6
Coding region: 1-1386 (461 amino acids)
Biological process (GO): ergosterol biosynthetic process; acetyl-CoA metabolic process
Molecular function (GO): hydroxymethylglutaryl-CoA synthase activity
Source: RefSeq, a predicted model, not a curated record
AUGACCCCCACUCCCAACAACACCCGUCCCGACAAUGUCGGCAUCCUGGCCAUGGACGUCUAUUUCCCUCGGCGAUGUAUCGACGAGAGUGAACUAGAAAAAUUUGAUGGGGUGGCUUCCGGCAAGUACACCAUCGGCCUCGGUCAAGAGCACAUGGCCUACUGUGAUGACCGAGAAGAUAUCAACAGCUUCCUUUUGACCGUCACCCGGUCUCUGUUGACCAAGUACAACAUUGACCCACGAUCGAUCGGACGAAUCGAUGUGGGAACGGAGUCGAUCAUCGACAAGUCCAAGUCAGUCAAGACCAUUCUCAUGGAUCUUUUCGCGGCCUCCGGGAACACGGACAUCGAGGGUGUCGACUCGAAGAAUGCAUGCUAUGGUGGUACCGCCGCUCUCUUCAAUGUCAUCAACUGGGUCGAGAGUCGAAGCUGGGACGGCCGCUACGGCUUGGUCGUCGCCGGUGAUAUCGCUGUUUACGCCGAUGGACCUGCCAGGCCCGUCGGUGGCGCAGGUGCUGUAGCUAUGCUCAUCGGCCCCAAUGCGCCCAUGGUUUUCCACCCUGUCCAUGGAACCCACAUGACCAACUGCUGGGACUUCUACAAGCCCGCAUUGGCUUCCGAAUUCCCCGAGGUCGAUGGCCCGCUCACUCUGACUGCCUACUUAUCAGCUCUUGACAACGUUUAUGAUCGGUUCCGGGAAAAGAACGCUCAACCCGGCCGCAUGAUCGCCAACGGCUCAAGCGAUUCCAAAGCCAAUACCAGUCUCGAGUCUUUCGACUUUGUCGCUUUCCAUGGCCCUUACGGAAAACUCGUUCAAAAGGCCACUGCACGAUUGUUAUACCUGGACUUCUGCAGCAACCCAGAGAAGCCGGAAUUUGCUUCUGUAGACAAGGCCUUACUCUCAAUCCCAAGAGCCAAGAGUUACAACAACAAAGAGAUCGAAAAGACAUUUGUCAAGCUCAGUGAAGCGAUCUACAAAGCCAAGGUGGUGCCUACGACGCAAUGCAUGAAGAGACUCGGAAACAUGUACACAGCUUCGCUCUACGGCGCAUUAGGAUCGCUGAUCGACUCGGUUGGAGCUUCGGAGGAUGUGGUGGGGAAGAAGGUGGCCAUGUUCAGCUACGGCAGUGGCCUUGCCUCCAGUUUCUUCCAAAUUGAGUUCCGAGGCGACGUCAAAGAGAUGCGAGAGAAGAUCGACUUGAAGGCCCGGCUCGCCUCCAUGACUGUCAGCCCGUGUGCUGAGUGGAUCGAGGCAUUAAAAGUUCGAGAAGAGAAACAUAACAUCAACAAUUAUACCCCCGAAGGCGAGGUCCAAAAACUGUGGCCUGGCCAGAUCUAUCUUGAGAAUGUUGACAAGAGCUGGAGAAGGACUUACCGAACCGCUUAG